AUGAAGAUCGUACUCAUCACGGCUGCCGUUCUUGCCGUGGCUAUCGCUGGUCCAACAAACCGGGUCCAUGUUGCAGACGUGCCUGAACCUGCUCCCAUCGCUAGCGGCCCCGCCUUAGUCGAUAAUCUGGAGCCCAUUAUAGUAGGCCCUCCUAGUAUCGAGCCUAUCAUUGUUGCUCCUGUCCUUGUUGACAACUACCAACCCAUCGCUAACGGCCCUGCCCUGGUCGACAAUCUAGAGCCCAUUGUAGUAGGCCCUCCUAGUAUCGAGCCUAUCAUUGUUGCUCCUGUCCUUGUUGACAACUACCAACCCAUCGCUAGCGGCCCCGCUCUGGUCGAUAAUCUUGAACCCAUCGUUGUAGGUCCUCCUAGUAUCGAGCCUAUCAUUGUUUCUCCCGUCCUUGUUGACAACUACCAACCCAUCGCUAGUGGCCCUGCCCUGGUCGACAAUCUAGAGCCCAUAGUAGUAGGCCCUCCUAGUAUUGAGCCUAUCAUUGUUGCUCCUGUUCUUGUCGACAACUAUGAAUCCAUCGCUAGUGGCCCCGCCCUGGUCGAUAAUCUCGAACCUAUUGUUGUAGGCCCUCCUAGUAUCGAGUCAAUAAUAGUAGGCCCCGCCCUUGUCGACGGUUUCGAGCCCAUUGCAGUUGGGCCAGCUCUUGUUGAUAACCUUGAGCCAAUUGUUGUCAGUCCUCCUGUCGUCGUUGGACCGCCUGCCGUCGUUGGACCACCAGUCAUUGACAACUUUGAGCCCAUUGCUGUCGGCCCUGCUCUUGUAGACAACUUUGAGCCAAUUGUUGUCAGUCCUCCUGCCGUCGUUGGACCGCCUGCCGUCGUUGGACCGCCUGUCGUCGUUGGACCGCCUGUCAUUGACAACUUUGAGCCCAUUGCUGUCGGCCCUGCUCUUGUUGACAACUUUGAGCCAAUUGUUGUCAGUCCUCCUGUCGUCGUUGGACCUCCUGCCGUCGUUGGACCGCCUGUCAUUGACAACUUGGAGCCCAUUGCUGUCGGCCCUGCUCUUGUUGACAACUUUGAGCCAAUUGUUGUCAGUCCUCCUGUCGUAGUUGGACCGCCUGCCAUCGUUGGACCACCUGUCGUUGUUGGACCGCCUGUCAUUGACAACUUUGAGCCCAUUGUUGUCGGCCCCGCUCUUGUUGACAACUUUGAGCCAAUUGUUGUCAGCCCUCCUGUCAUCGAGCCUGUCAUCGUGGGACCACCAGUUAUUGACAACUACGAGCCCAUCGCUGUUGGCCCUGUUAUCGUUGAAGACAACGAGUCUGCGGCCAAUCCAUCUGCCGUUCCUGGAACCGCUUCUUUAGUACAGAUUAUUGUGAAUGUUUAA
Molecule: messenger RNA, 1338 nt
Organism: Achroia grisella
Lineage: Eukaryota; Metazoa; Arthropoda; Insecta; Lepidoptera; Pyralidae
Exons: 1
Coding region: 1-1338 (445 amino acids)
Source: RefSeq, a predicted model, not a curated record